Aspergillus aculeatinus CBS 121060 is the source of this 1510-nucleotide messenger RNA. RefSeq lists its product as uncharacterized. Bases 227 to 1387 code for a protein of 386 amino acids. Lineage: Eukaryota; Fungi; Ascomycota; Eurotiomycetes; Eurotiales; Aspergillaceae. The record is from RefSeq and is a predicted model, not a curated record. The transcript has 2 exons.
CUGCUACUUUCACGAUUAAUCGGGAAGGGAGUGAGUGCAUUUGCAUUUCCAUUUUAUCUUGAAAAUCCUCAAGUCGGAGUUUGUUCUUAGCGGCUUUGGGGAACGUGUGCACCUCUUUAUCUCGUUGUUCCGAGUCAAUUCCAGUUUGCUGGACAUUACGCAUUAUCUUCCUCCUCACGGAAACGUCUCCCUCACCUCAAUCCCACCACCACCACAACAUAUCGAAAUGGCGCAGCUCGCCAUGGGCAGCAGGCUAUUGCGCUGCCAGAACGCAAGCACUCUCGGUCAAGCUGUUGGAUCUUUUUCACAGAAGCGCACGUACCUCACUAAAGUGCCCACCUUCAAGCGCGCGCCCCAGAAGCUGAAACCGGGCCUCAACAAAUUCCGCGAUGAGGUGUUCAUCCCGCUCAACCUGACGGAGCAGCAGAAGCUCCUGAUCUACCGGAAGAAGCACCAGGGCACCCUGGACGAGCACCCGGUGACGGUGGCGAUCAGCGAGAAGGAGGAGUACCAGCUGCGGCCGAUGGAGUUCACGGCGCAGCCGCGCAACGCGGAGGCCAACGCGGUGAUCCGCCGAAUGCGGUCGGCGGAGGACUGGAAGGUGCUGCCGGCGUUCCUGACGGCGCUGCACCAGGUGAACCGCAAGCUGAACAUGGAGAUGGUGGUGCGGCGCGCGGGCCGCAACAACGCGAUGCUCGCCAUCCUGGAGGCGGCCAAGGCGAAGACCACCGGGUUCUCGCUGCGGGAGCCGCGGCUGGUGGAGAAGAUCUUCUUCGAGCUGCACCUGCGCGCCCAGGCCGAGGGCUUCAAGGGCCCCGAGCUCGACCGCCUGCUCUCGCUCGCCGAGGAGUUCGUGGACGUCAUGUCGCUGCCCCGCCACGCCAACCGCCUCCUGAGCCAGGACGCCCGCCGCCGCCCCGCCGUCAUCGCCGUCCUGCUCGAGCUCAGCGCCGCCCGCGCCCUCGACCGCUUCGCCGGCAAGGACGCCGACGGCCUCGUCCGCGCCUACAGCGACCGUCUGCUCGCCAGCUUGGAGCACAGCUUCCACCUGGACAUGAACCCGCCCCAGAUCAAGGUGCCCGUGACCACGAACGUCGCCGAGGACGCGUCUUCGUCCGAGAACCCCCUCGCGGCGGCCGAGAGGAUCCAGAAGAAAGAGUACCGAAACUACCAGGAGACCGAACUGCGCCUGGAGCAGAAUGUCCCCAUUUUCCACGCCCUCCGGCUGGCCCAGAAGUUGCCCCUCAGCGCCACAACCUUGAAGGCUUUCCAAAAGCACGAGCAGGCCCUGCGUCAGUGGAUCAAGAUCCAGAAGAAUGCCGCCCCAACGUUGGCCCGGCAAAAGCCCGGACGGGGCUCUCGGCAGGUCGCGGCCUUAGUUAAUUGAUCUAAAGCCAGGAUCGGUUUUGUCUAAUUUGCCGCCAGGCUUGUCUAUGCCUUUUCCCUUUUUUUUGUACAUUACCAUGAUCUUUUCUCAGAAUCGCUCGGAGCUAUAUUGUGUAUUCAAAAA